AUGGCCCAACACCAGGAGCUUAAAAGAAAGGGAGAUGUUCUUGAACAGCUGGUAAAACAUGGUACUCCACCUCUUCUUUCUAUUGAAGUGCCCAAGAUGUGUGACCUUCCUAACAAGUCCGAGCCUUGGAGCAAUGAUUGGCUCCCAGUUGACAUUCUUUUGUUGACGGUGGAGGACUGUGAGUUCUUGGCAUGUUACGCUUUCAUGAAAAAUCCCUUUAAAAGUUAUCGCAAAGACCUUGGAUAUGUUUACUUUGGAAACAUGGGUGAAAGUGAGAGUGAACCACUGAAGGUCGCUUUGAUGAAAUGUUGUGAAGGUUCUUCUGGUCCGGGUAGCUCCCAAAUUGUCACCAAAAAUGCAGUGAUGCAACUGCGACCUAAAGUUGUGUACUCUGUUGGCUGCUGCAAGAGUCCAAACUCAGACACAGCGAGGUUAGGGGAUGUUGUGAUAUCUUCUAAGCUUUCUACCCAAGCCUUCAGAACUCCAGUGGGAAAAGAUAUCGGGAAUCUCAUUCAGCAUUCAAGUGAUGGCUGGAAUCCACCAUUGAGAAUUCCAAAUACUCGCGAAGUAACUAUGCACCGUGACGGCGAGAUAUUGUGUGUUGUGGGUUCGACCAGUGCUAAACUAUUACAUGUGUCCAACUCAAAUGUGACUGCUGUUGAAUCGGAAGGAGAAGGUUGGCCUUAUUUUUUAUUUAAAUCUGUUAUAUUAUUUGUAGGGUUGUGUAUUAUUUGCAACUCAAAUCCCAUUGUAGUCCUCAACAUGUUUUAACUUCGAAAAUGAGUAACCCCGGUGGGGAGGGGAAGAGGGACUCCCAUAUGAAAGGGGCGGGGAUGCUUGUCGUCUCGCUUAGGGGUGUAAAUUUCAGAUUUUGGUCUCCCUUAGGGUGUUCUGGGCAAAACACCAUUAUAUUUAGCCGUAAAGGUCUUUUUUAGGGUUGCACUCGAAGAAAUAUUAAAAAAUUAAAUAUUUUCAGUUUGUUUUAUUUAUUCGAUUCAUGUAAUCAAAGUUUAAAAUGAUCGCUUUUAGGGGUCAAAAAAUGGUUGGGCCACGCCCAGAUUGGUCUCCCGCCACUUUCAUAUGGGAGUCUUCCCCCGGGUGAGUAACACAGCUAUUUAGUUCAAGCAGUGAAGAUGAAAGAAUUUUCAACACGUGUAUUUGUUUUGCAGAAAAAGCAGAGGUUUCACCUUUUGAUGUUAAAAGUUGUGAUGACAUGCCUCAUAUGGGUAUCUUCAAAAUUUUGGACUAACUUAAAAAUGACAAAAAUUCAAUUUGUCCUUUUAGCAACACUUCUCAUUCAUGGACAAAGGUAGUCGGAAAAAAAAAAGAAAAUGAUCAAUUUGCAUGAAUUUGAAGAAAAAGUGUCACUUACUGCAAAGAUUUCAUAUGAAGUUUUAUGUUAUAUAGUGCUCUUUAAAGAAAAAGCCUAAGGGAAAAGUAGUUCUAUUUUCUUGUGCUGUCGUCUGAGGCUCACGUCAAUCAUCCGCAAUUAGGAAGGACGGCUUAACUUUUUGGAAUAUCUAGAAACACUAAGGUUGCAUGUUUUUUUAUUUUACUCAAUUUUCUGAUUUGCUUGUAUAAUUUGAUCAUGUCCAUAAUUUUUAUUUUUGCCCGUCUGGUCCAGGUAAAAGGCUUUUAACUACAAAAACUUAACUGUUAUGUAAAGCUGUUAGUGCCAUCUUGAGGCAUUCAGUGCAGCUUUCGGAAAAAAUAGAGUCGGUGGAUUCAUAACAGUCGCAUUUGCCCUAUAGAAUGUUUUUUAUUAUUUUAAGAUUAAAAACAAAAAGUUCAAACGGUAAAUACGACGGCUACAGUAGUAUGCUGCAAAACCAUAGCAUGUAGUCACAAAAAGCAAGAGUAACAGAGAAAAUGCUAUCAUUGUACAAUUUUUGCAUGUAUGGUGAUCAAAUGGGGACGAGUGGAAUCAUUUCUCGCGUUUUUUGUCGAAAUUCUGAUAAUUUCCCCAGCCUUUAUCUUUUAACGAAGAGUGGAACAAAUGACGCUCACGAGAAGUGAAAUUAUGAAUUCGAGCCAAAAUAAGGAGUAAUUUGCCAUCCAUGAUAUUAUAACAGAAACGUGAUUCUGUACAAGCAGGAAGCCUCAAUCUGGUUUUUAAAUACGCGAAUAUGAAUGGAUGAAUAGCGGGGAAAAUGAUUACCAAGAGGUUUUCGUCUGGGGAAAGAAUCCUGCAAAGCUUUAAAAUUUUUCUCUGGGUUAAAAUUGAAAUCUCUUCUUUCCUUCCUUAUCGAUGUUUAAAACGAUGAAUCUCCUUCAAUUCUCUUGGUCUUUUUUGUCUUAUCUAUGUGUUUUGUUAAUUGUUGUAGGUGUCUUUGUAGCAGCACAUGACAUGAAGAUUGAAUGGGUGAUUGUCAAAGGGGUUUCUCAUUUCAUCAAUGAUCCCGAUCCCCCUGAUGAACUUUGGAAGUCGUUUGCCUGCACGAUGGCAGCUUCUCUUGUGUCCAACAUGUUAAAUGACCCACUCGUUUUUGAAGAUUGGCCUCACUAUGUCGGUAAGUGUUCUUCUGUUUAG
This is a messenger RNA of Porites evermanni, 2530 nucleotides long. Lineage: Eukaryota; Metazoa; Cnidaria; Anthozoa; Scleractinia; Poritidae. The record is from the annotation of a GenBank genome assembly.